This is a messenger RNA of Orcinus orca (killer whale), 1274 nucleotides long. It is a transcript of the gene TALDO1, whose product is annotated as transaldolase 1. Lineage: Eukaryota; Metazoa; Chordata; Mammalia; Artiodactyla; Delphinidae. The transcript is spliced from 8 exons. Gene Ontology annotation, biological process: pentose-phosphate shunt; pentose-phosphate shunt, non-oxidative branch; carbohydrate metabolic process. Bases 16 to 1098 code for a protein of 360 amino acids. Gene Ontology annotation, molecular function: transaldolase activity. Gene Ontology annotation, cellular component: intracellular anatomical structure; cytoplasm. The record is from RefSeq and is a predicted model, not a curated record.
CCGCCACAGCUCGCCAUGUCCGGGUCCCCGGUGAAGCGGCAGAGGAUGGAGAGCGUGCUAGACCAGCUCAAGCAGUUCACCACCGUGGUGGCCGACACGGGCGACUUCCACGGUGAGGCUGCGCUGGCCCCGAGCUCCGAGAGAGGGGCUUCGUGCGCGCUGAGCGCCGGCCGGCCCCGGGCCAUCGAUGAGUACAAGCCCCAGGAUGCCACCACCAACCCGUCCCUGAUCCUAGCCGCGGCGCAGAUGCCCACCUACCAGGAGCUGGUGGAGGAGGCCGUCGCCCACGGCCGGAGGCUGGGCGGAUCACAAGAGGAACAGAUUACAAAUGCUACUGAUAAACUUUUUGUGCUGUUUGGAGUAGAAAUACUGAAGAAAAUUCCAGGCCGCGUAUCCACAGAAGUGGAUGCAAGGCUCUCCUUCGAUAAGGAUGCUAUGGUGGCCCGCGCCCAGCGCCUCAUCGACCUGUACAAGGAGGCUGGGAUCAGCAAGGACCGGAUUCUGAUAAAGCUGUCGUCUACCUGGGAAGGAAUCCAGGCUGGAAAGCAGCUGGAGGAGCAGCACGGCAUCCACUGCAACAUGACGCUGCUCUUCUCCUUUGCCCAGGCCGUGGCCUGCGCUGAGGCGGGGGUGACGCUCAUCUCCCCCUUCGUGGGCCGCAUCCUCGACUGGCACGUGGCCAACACGGACAAGAAGUCCUUUGAGCCCCUGGAGGACCCCGGAGUGAAGAGCGUCACCAAGAUCUACAACUAUUACAAGAAGUUCGGCUACGAGACCGUCGUCAUGGGCGCCUCCUUCCGCAACACGGGCGAGAUCAAGGCCCUGGCGGGCUGCGACUUCCUCACCAUCUCACCCCAGCUCCUGGGGGAGCUGCUCAAGGACCACAGCAAGCUGGCGCCCACGCUCUCGGUCAAGGCAGCCCAGGCCAGUGACCUGGAGAAGGUCCACCUGGACGAGAAGGCCUUCCGCUGGCUGCACAACGAGGACCGCAUGGCCGUGGAGAAGCUCUCGGACGGGAUCCGCAGGUUCGCCGCGGACGCUGUGAAGCUGGAGCGGAUGCUGAGGGAACGAAUGUUCAGCGCGGAGAACGGAAAAUAGCUUGGCACCUGAGGCUGGACCACAGAUAUGCCGCCGACUUUGAAUUGGGGCCUAAUUGCACAUAUGCCUUGCGACGAAUCUUGGAUUUUUUUUACUAAUCGGAGCGGGGAUUAAUCACAGAUUUCUGAUUUUAUGUAAAAUUCUGCUCAGCGCAUUAAAGGUGUCACUUUUCGUUC